This is a messenger RNA of Vespa mandarinia (Asian giant hornet), 620 nucleotides long. Its product is annotated as small ribosomal subunit protein uS12. NCBI's taxonomy places the organism in Eukaryota, Metazoa, Arthropoda, Insecta, Hymenoptera, Vespidae. The record is from RefSeq and is a predicted model, not a curated record. Gene Ontology annotation, molecular function: structural constituent of ribosome. Gene Ontology annotation, cellular component: small ribosomal subunit; ribosome. Gene Ontology annotation, biological process: translation.
GUAAUAUUCUGACGAACCGAAACGAAAAAAACCCUAGUUUCCGUUUAAUUGAACGUAGAUCUUUUUCGAAUAUAUUACGCAGACAUCAAGAUGGGUAAACCUCGAGGUCUUCGUACAGCUCGUAAACACGUAAUUCAUAGAAGGGACCAACGUUGGAAUGAUAAAGAUUACAAAAAAGCACAUUUAGGAACAAGGUGGAAGGCUAAUCCCUUUGGAGGUGCCUCACAUGCUAAAGGCAUUGUUUUGGAAAAAGUUGGAGUCGAAGCCAAACAACCCAAUUCUGCUAUUCGCAAGUGCGUAAGAGUACAGCUUAUUAAAAAUGGCAAGAAGAUCACAGCUUUUGUACCUAGAGACGGCUGUCUAAACAACAUUGAAGAAAAUGACGAAGUUCUAGUAGCUGGAUUCGGACGUAAAGGUCAUGCUGUUGGUGACAUUCCUGGUGUUCGUUUUAAAGUAGUAAAAGUUGCAAAUGUUUCUCUACUUGCUCUUUAUAAAGAAAAGAAGGAACGUCCCAGAUCAUAAAUCCUUGGUUACAAACUUUUAAAAAUUUGUAAUUAACAAUAUAAAAUGGAAUUAAUUUAAUUAUACAAGUCUAAAAGAUAAAAGAAUUGUUUUGUUAU